AUGGCUCCUCUGACUCCCAGGCUUGUGGUGCCCGUCGAUGUGAAGAAGACGCCAUGGGAGCAGGAGGUUCAACUCCACAACCGCUGGCAUCCGGACAUCCCUCCCGUCGCCGAUGUGACCGAGGGGGAGUUGUUCCGUGUUGAGAUGGUCGAUUGGACCGGAGGACAGGUCAGAGACGAUGACUCCGCAGAUGACAUCAAAUCUCUGGAUCUCACCACUCCUCACUAUCUCAGUGGCCCACUUAGGGUAGUUGAUGCUGAGGGGGUUCCAGCUUCACCCGGCGAUCUUCUCGCGGUGGAGAUCUGCAACCUCGGCCCGCUUCCCGGCGAUGAGUGGGGUUAUACCGGCAUAUUCGAAAGGGAGAAUGGGGGCGGGUUCUUGACCGACCACUUCCCAAGUGCAAGAAAAGCCAUUUGGUAUUUCGAAGGGAUUUACGCACACUCCCCUCAGAUACCAGGUGUUCGGUUUCCGGGGUUAACUCAUCCUGGUAUAGUGGGAACUGCACCGUCGGCCGAGCUUCUCAAUAUAUGGAACCAAAGGGAAAGGGAAUUGGUCGAUACGGGCCACGAGUCUCUGAAACUGUGUGAAGUUCUACACCAGAGACCCCUUGCUAACUUACCAACCUCCCACAGCUGCUUACUUGGGAAGAUCCAAGAAGGGACUCCUGAGUGGCAAAGGAUUGCAAAUGAAGCAGCAAGGACCAUUCCUGGAAGAGAGAAUGGGGGAAACUGUGACAUAAAGAAUCUAAGCAGAGGCUCCAAAGUUUAUCUGCCAGUAUUUGUUGAAGGAGCAAAUUUGAGUACCGGUGAUAUGCACUUCUCCCAAGGUGAUGGUGAAGUCUCAUUUUGCGGAGCGAUAGAAAUGAGUGGAUUCCUUGAGCUAAAGUGUGAGAUCAUAAGAGGUGGCAUGAAGGAGUACUUGACUCCUGUUGGUCCAACAGCACUUCAUGUGAACCCUAUCUUCGAGAUAGGCCCGGUGGAGCCGCGCUUCUCGGAAUGGUUAGUCUUCGAGGGCAUCAGCGUCGAUGAGUCGGGGAAGCAGCAUUUCCUUGACGCAUCAGUUGCCUACAAGCGUGCAGUUCUCAAUGCCAUUGAAUACCUUUCCAAGUUUGGGUACUCCAAGGAGCAGGCCUAUCUUUUGUUGUCAUGUUGUCCAUGUGAGGGUAGGAUAUCUGGAAUAGUAGAUGCCCCUAACGCAGUGGCGACACUUGCCAUCCCGACAGCGAUAUUCGACCAGUUACUCCAUGAGGAUGUGAGUCUAGUCAGUAAUGUGCAAAGCAUGGCUCCUGAUAGUAUCUCCUUCAUUCGUAAGCGUUUUCAAUGUUACGAGUACUUUUAUUUAGAACUCCAGUGGAGCACAAGACCAAAGCGGUACAAGGACACCAUGGCAUCAAUCAAACGUCUAAAAAUAAUGCGCGAUCAUGUUUACACAAUCUCUUAUAAUAAAUCUGAGUAA
Molecule: messenger RNA, 1455 nt
Organism: Triticum turgidum subsp. durum (durum wheat)
Lineage: Eukaryota; Viridiplantae; Streptophyta; Magnoliopsida; Poales; Poaceae
Source: the annotation of a GenBank genome assembly